AUGAAUGCCUCCUUGAGUUCUCUGUAUGCUCGACAGUGGCAGAAGCAGCAAGCAACGGAGCAGCAGCAGCAGCAGCAACAGCAACAGCAGCAGCAGCGAAAGAAGCUGGACACAGACGUUAAGGGUUCCCUCCAAGCUGCUGCGCAGCAGCUGCAGCAGCUGCACCGCGCAAAGGCCAAGGAACCGCAGCAGCAGCAGCAGCAGCAGCAGCAGCAGAAGCAGGAGAAUGCUGCUGCAGCAGCUAGCCCUCCUCGAGAUGUAGCUGCGGCAUCUUGUGGCACCUCUGCUGCAGUAGGGAUGCAGCAGAAUGAGGCAGCAGCAGCAACAGCAACAACAGCAGCAACAACAGCAGCAACAGCAGCAGCACCACCAGCAGCAGCAGCAGAUGGUUCAGACGCAGAGAGUAGAAAGGCACAGCAGCGUCGUCGAGCUGCUCGUCGUUCAGCAACAGCAGCAGCAGUAGCAGCAGCAGCAGCAGCUGCUGCUGCUGCAGCAAGAGCUGAGUCUCAAUCCUCUGGUGCUGCUGCUGCUGCACCAGAUGCAGCAGCAGCAGCAGCAAUUGCCCCUAGUAAAUUACCUGAUGUCUCCUUAGAGACACUUGCUGGUGUCUCCUCCUCUAUAAGAGAAAAAAUAAAUAAACAUAUUAUUAUUCCUUUUCUUGUUAAUCAUCUUCUUGAGCAGCAGCAGCAGCAGCAGCAGCAGCAGCAGCAGCAGGAGUUGGAGGUGGAUUGGGAGAAUCAGCGGGAGAAAAACGAACAAAGUGCAGCAAAAGACAGCAGCAGCAGCAGCAGCAGCAGCAGCAGCAAUGGUCUUGUUUGUUCACGAGGUGUGCUGCUGUGGGGGCCCCCAGGUGUUGGCAAAUCGCAUGUUGCUGCUGCUAUUGCUCGUACCCUCAAUGACCAGCUGCAGCAGCAGCAGCAGCAGCAGCAGCAAGAGCAGCAGCAGCAGCAGCAACAGCAGGAAAGCAACAACAACGAAAACGACGACAGCAGCAACAGCGGUGAUGAAAACAACAACAGCAGCAGCAACAACAACAGCAGCAGCAGAGCCAACAACAACAGCAACAGCAGCAGCAACAGCAGCAGCAGCAGCAGCAGCGCGUUACGUUUAUACAAUUUAUCUGCUGCUGCAUGCAUCUCCCCUGGUGGCGAAGAAGUAUUAGAGCAAACAUUUGCUGCAUGCAAGGAAGCAGCACCUGCUGUGCUGCUGCUGGAUCGUCUUGAGUGUCUAGGCAGCAGCAGCAGCAGCAGUAGCAGCAGCAGCAGCAGCGGUGGGGUAGAGACCAGCAGCAGCAGCGCAGGCAGCAGCAGCAGCAGCAACACCACCAAUAGUCUUGUUGAUGCUAUCUGCCGCUGCAUUGAAUCACUAAGAGGACACCAAGUCUUCGCGCUGCGGCGCAGCGGACGAUUAGAUGUUGAAUUACAAUUGACUCCCCCUAAUAAAGAAGAAAGACUACAUAUUCUUCAGGCUAUAUCUGCAUCGCUACCUUUUAUGGUGUCUGAGGGUCUAGAAGCAGCAGCAGAAGCUGCUGCUGGUGCUGUUGCAGCAGAUUUGCAUGCAUUGCUGCAUUGUGCUGCUGUUGCUGCUCUCCAGCGCACUCAGCAGCAGCAGCAGCAGCAACAGCAGCAGCAGCAGCAGCAAGAGCAGCAGAAUGCCUCUGGAACUGGUUCCAACGGGUUACGUCGUCCUAGCGGGAUAUUAAUGUUUGGUCCUCCUGGGUGUGGGAAGACUUUGUUAGCGAGGGCAUUAGCAAAGAUAUGUAAUGCACAUUUCUUCUCUGUAAAAGGACCUGAAUUAUUAAGUAAAUAUGUAGGAGAGAGCGAAGCAUCAUUAAGAAGAUUAUUUAGCAAAGCACAAUUCUUUUCUCCCUCUAUUAUUUUCUUUGAUGAGAUUGAUGGUCUAUGUAAUAAGAGAGAGGGGGCCCUUAAUGAUAAUAAUUUACAAUUAACAGGGGCCCCCUAUUCAUAUUGGCGCAGACAGCAGCAGCAGCAGCAGCAGCAGCAAGAGCAGCAAGAGCAGCAGCAGGAGGAGGAAGAAGGAGAUGGAGAGGAAGAAGAAGAUGGUGAUGAAGAAGAAGGACAAGAAGGAGAAGAAGGAGAGAAGAAGAAGAGAAAGAUUCGUGAUAAAUCUUCUUACCCUUCCUCUCCUCGCCGUCGCCGCAGCCACCGCAGCAGCAGCAGGAUAAGACCCAUCAACAGCAACAGCAGCAGCAGCAGCAGCAGCAGUCGUGUAGAUGAGAGAUUAAUAGCACAAAUGUUAACAUUAUUAGAUGGUAUAUAUACAAGAGAAGAAAUAUAUAUAAUAGGUGCAACUAAUAGACCUGAUUGUAUAGAUACAGCAUUAUUAAGACCAGGUAGAUUAGAUAUUCAGGUGUAUGUACACCUACCUUAUUAUAUAGAUAGAUCUAAUAUAUUCAGAUCUAGAUUAAGAAUCAUGAUUAAAGAUAUUGUCCAGCAGCAGCAGCAGCAGCAGCAGCAGCAGCAAGGGGUUGUGCUGCUGCAGGAGGAGCAGCAGCAGCAGCAAGAUGAUAUUGUUGAGGAGAAGCUGCUGCACUUUGAUUUUGAUCAACUUGCUAGAGAAACUGAGGGGUUUAGUGGGGCAGAUAUUGAUGCGGUGGUGCGAACAGCAGCAGCAGAUCUGCUGCAGCAGCAAAGAGAUGAAUUUGUUAAAGUUCUUAAGCAGCAGGUUAAGGCAGAGCUGCAGCAGCAGCUGCAGCAGCUGCAGCCCAGCAGCAGCAGCAGCAGCAGCAGCAGAGGCUACUAUGCAAUUAAGGCAGCACUACAAGAACUUGACUCCCUCUCUGCCCUUGAGGUGUAUGGACUAUGUAACCGUCUUGGUGGUAGUCUUGCUGCUGCUGCUGCUGCUGCUGCUGCAGCAGGAGGUGCUGCUUCUGCUGCUGCUGCUGCACUGCAACUAAAUCAACAACAACUACUGCAUGCAAUAAAAAAGACUAGACCCUCCGUUACCCCCCAACAAGUUGCCUUCUAUGAUAAAUAUGCGGAGACAGUUGGGGCUUUUGAUCCCCUUGCAUGCACAGAUACAUAA
This is a messenger RNA of Eimeria maxima, 3045 nucleotides long. Its product is annotated as ATPase, AAA family domain-containing protein, putative. The coding region runs from base 1 to 3045 and encodes 1014 amino acids. Lineage: Eukaryota; Apicomplexa; Conoidasida; Eucoccidiorida; Eimeriidae. Gene Ontology annotation, molecular function: ATP hydrolysis activity; ATP binding. The record is from RefSeq and is a predicted model, not a curated record. The transcript is spliced from 6 exons.